Messenger RNA from Daucus carota subsp. sativus, 3202 nucleotides. Its product is annotated as calcium-dependent protein kinase 20. Gene Ontology annotation, biological process: protein autophosphorylation; intracellular signal transduction; peptidyl-serine phosphorylation. Bases 531 to 2234 code for a protein of 567 amino acids. The transcript has 7 exons. The record is from RefSeq and is a predicted model, not a curated record. Gene Ontology annotation, cellular component: nucleus; cytoplasm. Gene Ontology annotation, molecular function: ATP binding; calcium ion binding; calmodulin binding. NCBI's taxonomy places the organism in Eukaryota, Viridiplantae, Streptophyta, Magnoliopsida, Apiales, Apiaceae.
UACAAUUAAUCACCAGCAUCGCAUCCUCUGAAAAAAAAAAAAAAAAGGAACACUAGCAUAUGUUGAAACAAACGUUGAUGAAAGUUAUUCACCAUAAACCAAAGAACCCUUGAUUGAUAAAUAAUUACCCAAAAUCCACCUUCCUUCCCAACUCUCUAAAAAGAAAUUUUUAUGUGUUUGGGAGAUUGGAGACUGCAUGCAUACAGAUAUCGAUCAAGCUACAAAAGUUAGAUGGUUUGCUACCUAAUUCUUUAAAUUUAUGGUCCGACUGUUUUUUUAAUAUAUCAAUCCCAGAACGUUUCAUCUGUAUGUUUGCAUGUUUUUUUAAAUAAAUUAUAGGUUUUUUUUAUAUUCGGAGAUCACUGAUUAUAGAUACUCAACAUUGGCUAUAGAUUUGUUUUUGUGCUCUGAAAUAAGGUUUUGAAGACAGUUGAAUUUUUGUGAUGCAUAAUUAUUAUAGGCAUGAUGAAAAAGAUAGAAUGUUAUGACAUAUGUUGUGGGGAGGAAAAAUUUAAUAAGAUAGGUGUUUGAUGGGUAAUACGUGCGCUGGACCCACAGGGGCCCCAUCUGGAUUCUUUCAAACUGUUACAGCUGCAGUUUGGAAACCUAGGCUUCCUCCUCCUGACAGUACUGCUGAUAAUGACAAGGAUAAAAGUAAUUCUUCUAAAUCAAUUGACGAAUCCGAGGCUUCUAAGACUCAGCAAAAACCGCCACCACAAGUUAAAAUAGCCGAGAAUGAGGCUAAACAGGUUAGUGAUGAUAAGACGACUAAGCCCGACAAUGAUGCUGCCAAACAGAUAAAGCGUGUGGCCAGUGCUGGACUUCAGGUGGCAUCGGUUUUACAGACAAAAUCUGGGAAUUUGAAGGAUUUUUAUAGUCUUGGGAAAAAACUUGGACAAGGUCAAUUUGGUACGACGCAUCUUUGUACAGAGAAAAAGAGUGGGAAGGAGUUUGCGUGUAAGUCUAUUGCGAAGAGGAAGUUGGUUUCCAAAGAGGAUGUGGAAGAUGUGAGGAGGGAGAUUCAGAUAAUGCACCAUUUGGCGGGACAUCCGAAUGUCAUAUCUAUUGUAGCUGCGCAUGAAGAUGCUGUUGCAGUUUAUGUUGUUAUGGAGUUGUGUACAGGUGGAGAGCUUUUUGAUAGAAUUAUACAGAGAGGGCAUUAUUCAGAGCGAAAGGCUGCUGAACUUGCUAGAGUAAUUGUAAAUGUUGUAGAAGCUUGUCAUUCAUUGGGUGUCCUGCAUCGAGAUUUGAAACCUGAAAAUUUUCUUUUCGUCAAUGAGGAAGAGGAGGCUCCACUUAAGACAAUUGACUUCGGGCUUUCAGUUUUCUUUAAGCCAGGUGAAAUGUUUACGGACGUGGUUGGGAGCCCAUAUUAUGUUGCCCCAGAGGUGUUGCGGAAGUUUUAUGGUCAACCAUGUGACAUAUGGAGUGCGGGAGUUAUCAUAUACAUAUUACUUAGUGGGGUCCCCCCAUUUUGGGAUGAGACGGAGCAAGGAAUUUUUGAGCAGGUUUUGAAAGGAGAACUUGACUUCGUAUCAGAACCAUGGCCUAGUAUAUCAGAGGGUGCAAAAGAUUUGGUCCGAAAAAUGCUUGUAAGAGAUCCUAGCAAGCGUCUAACUGCUCAUGAAGUUCUAUGCCACCCAUGGGUAAAGGUUGAUGGUUCGGCUCCAGAUAAACCUAUUGAUUCUGCUGUUUUGAGUCGUUUGAAGCGAUUUUCAGCAAUGCAUAAGCUCAAGAAGAUUGCCAUUAGAAUAAUUGCAGAGAGUUUGUCUGAGGAGGAAAUUGCAGGAUUGAAAGAGAUGUUUAAGAUGAUCGACACGGACAAUAGUGGAAAUAUUACACUUGAAGAGCUGCAAAAAGGUUUAGAAAAAGUCGGAGCCAAUCUUAUGGAGUCAGAAAUUAAUGACUUGUUGCAAUCUGCGGAUCUUGACAACAGUGGCACCAUUGACUACACUGAAUUUGUAGCUGCAAUGCUCAAUCUAAACAAAGCGCAUAAGGAGGAUCACUUGUUAGCAGCAUUCUCAUAUUUCGACAAAGAUGGGAGUGGGUACAUUACUGCUGAUGAACUUCAACAGGCAUGUGAGAAGUUUGGCUUAGGAGGCGCUCAAUUAGAAGUAAUCAUGCAAGAAGUUGACAAGGACCAUGAUGGGCGUAUCGAUUACAAUGAAUUCGUGGACAUGAUGCAAGAUACUGGAAUUGACAAGGGAUUGCAAAAUGGCAAAGCAUCGGGUUAAGGGAUGCAUAUAAGGUCCGUCAUUCUUGAUUAUUGGAUUUACCAACCCACAUAAUAGGUGUACAGCUGCUGACAAUUAGUUUGUAACUCGAAACUUAAAAUGCAUAAUUUUCAGGCUUAUGUGAGAGUGAUCAGAAUUUUAGCCCCAUUAUAGUUUUCCACAGUAUUUUCUGCCAAUCUGUAAAUUUAAUUUCCCUGCCCAGCCUUACCCUUGGGAUUGUAGUCAUUUUAGCCCUUUUCAUUUCUUUCAGAUACUUCUGUAGUUCUGCUUCAGUUAUCUGUAAAUUCUGACUUCUUGGACAGUAUUAGCUGAUACACAUCUAACUGCUGCUUAUAGCUUUGAGUAUAUUAGCAACUUAAAUGUGUGAAGAAGAAUAUAAUACUGCACUAAAAAGGGGAGCAUAAGAUUGCAUAUUUGUGGUGAUUAUGUAACUAAUUUAUGCUUAUGAUUACCUCGUUGUGCAUUUGAUUACUAUCUAAUCUAGAUACCUUAUAAAGUGAAGAGUGCUUCGUUUACUAGAUCAUUUGCCAAAUUGGGAAGCCCAAUCUCCUCCCAAAUCCCAGCAUACCCGAACAAUACGCACAACCACACUGUAUCCUCUGUUUAAGUUAUCAUCUUAUUAUAUAGUAACUGCUAAUUCUUUGUAGGGAACAGUAUAUAUUUUUUACUUCAUCUGACUGGUUCUUGGUGGCACUCCACAGGCAUUUGUUUGAGGCACAGUGGUGCCAUGUAGUUGUGCAUACCAGAAUGACUUCUAUGUGUUUUAGCAUCCUCUUUUUCGUGUGUCAGCUAGUGGAUUUGGAUCUUGCCACUUUAGGCCCAUCUCUCAGGUCACUAAUUGUAUUCACUAGGGGGCUUAUAACUAAUGGCUUCCCAGUUAGUUUCUUACUGAAAUGCUUCUAAAUACGUAUUGGAGAGUUAGGAGUCUUAGCCUUAUACUUCUGUAGAACACUAUGAAUAGUGUUCAU